Molecule: messenger RNA, 2592 nt
Organism: Oncorhynchus mykiss (rainbow trout)
Lineage: Eukaryota; Metazoa; Chordata; Actinopteri; Salmoniformes; Salmonidae
Product: ATP-sensitive inward rectifier potassium channel 1-like
Biological process (GO): regulation of monoatomic ion transmembrane transport; potassium ion import across plasma membrane
Cellular component (GO): plasma membrane
Molecular function (GO): ATP-activated inward rectifier potassium channel activity
Source: RefSeq, a predicted model, not a curated record
UGCCAUAGUUAUUGUGUGCCUUCUGGCAAACUGUGCGGCCAUGGAAUCCAGAAUACUACAUUUUUGGAGUUGAGCCUUCACUUGUGGUGGUGGUGGUGGUGGUGGAUACCAUGUACAAUGAGCCACCAGGUCAGGGGGAGGGAGCCACAGCCAACCACAACACCCUGACUGGGGAUGAGUGGCUAUACUGGGGACUCUGGAGGAGAGUGUGGUGGGAUGUUGACUUGGGUCUAAGAGCUAAAAUAGUGACGCACUGUCGUAACAUUCCGACUUGCCUCUCUUGUCUGUCUGUAUGAGGGCUGUACACCGUGGCAUGUGGCUGGGAUUAGGAAAUUUCCCUGUGGAUUAAAACCUUUGCAACGCCUACAUUGCAACUCACUCUGAGGAGUGUGAGGUCCCAGACCGAUCCCGUCUCUGCAGUUUGGCCCAUGGUUUCACUUAGCAGGAUGUUCCAGUUCGUCCAGAGGCACAUCCACGACCACGUGAUGGAGCGCAUAAUCCGCCGGACUCGUCUGGUGACCAAAGAUGGCCGCUGCAACAUUGAGUUUGGCAACAUCGAGUACCACAACCAAUUUGCCUACCUGGGGGAUUUCUGGACGACGGUUGUGGAGAUCCGCUGGCGUUUCGUCCUCCUCCUCUUCGUCGCCUCCUUCACAGGCAGCUGGUUCGUCUUCAGCCUUCUGUGGUACUGGAUUGCCAAGAGCAAUGGUGAUCUGAUUGGACAGAACCGCACAGACAGCCACGUUCGUUGUAUAGACAAUGUCAAUGGACUCACCACGGCUUUCCUGUACUCCUUGGAGACCCAGACAACAAUUGGUUAUGGUGGACGGGCACUCACUGGGCACUGCCCUGGCACCGUGGCCCUCAUUGUCGUCCAAUCCCUCAUUGGGGUCUUUGUCAACUGCUUCAUGUGUGGAGUGAUCCUGGCCAAGAUCUCCCUUCCCAAGAAGAGGGCAAAGACAGUGACCUUCAGUAGCACAGCAGUCAUCUGCCUGAAGAAGGGCAGCCUGUGCCUGCUUAUCCGAGUUGCCAACCUCCGCAAGACCUUGCUAAUCGGGAGCCAAAUCUACGGCAAGCUGCUUAGGACAACUGUCACGCCGGAAGGUGAGACUAUAAUUCUCGACCAGGUAGGCAUUGACUUUGCAGUGGACGCUGGCAAGGACAACCUGUUUUUUGUCUGCCCGCUGACAUUGUACCACAUCAUCGACAAGGCCAGUCCAUUUUACGACAUGUCAGCGGACACCCUCCAGCAGCAGGACUUUGAGCUGGUGGUCUUCCUGGACGGGAUGGCCGAGUCCACCAGCUCCGCCUGCCAGGUACGGACCUCCUUCAUCCCCCAGGAGGUCCAAUGGGGAUACAGCUUCCUGCCCAUCAUCUCCCGCACCAAGACAGGCAAGUACCAUGUGGACUUCUCCAACUUCUCCAGAACCGUGCCGGUGACGACCCCACACUGUGUCCAAUGCUUUCAGAGUGAUCCAGACCAAACCAAUCACAACAAUAACCAAAACAACCACCACAGGAAGCUAGGUAUUGACAACCCCGGAUUCGAGGUGAUUGACAUUCAAGACACAAUGGAUAUCACAGAAAUGUGAGCCAGAGGAAAGAGGGUGAAAUUGAAAUUUUCCGCUGUAAACCACAGACUAACAGACAGCAGCCCCCAGGAUGUGGGACGUGGCUCGCCGAGAGAGAGGUGGAUUAAGCACUUGUUUAUGAGAGUAUUCAUGUCCUCUCUAUAGUCCGAUGUGGAUGACAGAAAGCUCAUAUUGGGGUCAUGGGCUCAUAGUGAGUCAUAGAGAAUGAGCAGGUAGCCCCAGUUCUAAUAACCAGUGAGCCAAAGAAUAAUGUACACCUUGGAUGUGGUGCAAAUCUUUACUUUGCUUCAUGUGAGCAUUGGGUAUUACACUUGAGUUAAGACUGAACAACUCAGUAUUAUUUAUGUCUAUGCCUUUAAAAGACAAAAUAUCAGCCUUUAUGUGUUGUUUUAAAAAAUGACAUACAAUACAAAAGACUGAAGAAAUCAAUGAUCCCUGGAAAUACAUUUUACAGCAAAGCUGAAAAAUGACAUUGCUAUGUGUUGAGAGGUUCGCUCUUGUCAAUGUUGAACUGGUGUUUUCAAGCUCUGGUAGGAGCUAAACUCUUGGUAAGAACAGCUCAUUACACUCAAAGCACCUUUGUGACAUACAAACAGUAACUAUUGUACUAGGUACAGUAACUAUUAAAAAGGGCUUUGGUCAUGACCUGAAGGAGAGAGUCGGAGAGAGAGUAAAGCACAGGGGGUAUUCAUGAGAAGCUUAUGACCUGAGCCUGUUUUAAUGAAAUAUGUCAGGGAUGGGGGGAAUAACAAUAGGGUAGAACUUGCUUCCCUAGAGUCAUUACAUAGUAUUUUUCUUAACUGGAAUGACAAAGUACAUAUUAUGUGCCAUAACAGAUUCAUCAUGUAUGCCUUAAUUCCUUUAGAAGACUGUGAAUAGCUGCUAAUUGCACUGACUGGGAAUAUUAAUGUGACUAAUCUACAUUGUGUAGAUGUCUUAUUUUGUAAUAUUGAGUUACUUGUUCUCAGGGAAAGCAGCUUUCCUGGUUAGAAUAAAUAAA